Messenger RNA from Toxorhynchites rutilus septentrionalis, 2994 nucleotides. It is a transcript of the gene Prp38, whose product is annotated as pre-mRNA-splicing factor 38. The record is from RefSeq and is a predicted model, not a curated record. Bases 72 to 1091 code for a protein of 339 amino acids. NCBI's taxonomy places the organism in Eukaryota, Metazoa, Arthropoda, Insecta, Diptera, Culicidae. The transcript has 2 exons. Gene Ontology annotation, cellular component: precatalytic spliceosome.
GACAUUUGUAUAUCAACAAACUCUCAGUACAGUUUGCUUCGUAAAAUUGCUGUAAAUCGAGCUCUACGGCUAUGGCCAAUCGAACGGUUAAGGAUGCCAGAAAUGUGCACGGCACAAAUCCUCAAUACUUGAUCGAAAAAAUCAUCCGUUCCCGAAUCUACGAUUCAAAGUACUGGAAAGAACAAUGUUUCGCCUUGACGGCAGAGCUUCUGGUCGACAAAGCGAUGGACAUACGUUUUCUGGGCGGAGUUUUCGGUGGUAAUAUCAAACCGACGCCUUUCCUUUGUCUUACUCUCAAAAUGCUGCAAAUUCAGCCAGAGAAGGACAUCGUAGUAGAGUUCAUCAAGAAUGAGGAGUUUAAGUAUGUGCGAGCUCUGGGUGCAUUCUAUUUGCGGCUUACUGGAUCGUCCCUGGACUGCUACAAGUAUCUUGAACCGUUGUACAAUGACAAUCGCAAACUUCGGCGGCAAAAUCGUAUGGGAUGUUAUGAGCUAGUGCACAUGGAUGAGUUUAUCGACGAUCUGCUGCGUGAGGAGCGAGUGUGUGAUAUUAUCCUGCCCCGCAUUCAGAGGCGGAUUAUAUUGGAGGAGAACAAUGAGCUAGAACCGAAGGUGUCAGCGUUGGAUGACGAUCUAGACGAAGAAAUGCCUAGUGACGAUGAUAAUUUGGAAGAGAUUGCAGAAGCCCUGAAGGUGAAGGAAAAAGAGAAGAAGCUGGAAACGAUUAAAAUCCGUGACAGUAAGCGGGAACGAUCGGCAUCGAGGGAGCGACAAUCCGAGAAGGCGAAGGAAUCGCACAAAGAGCGUGGGACGGAACGCUAUCGGGAUUACGAUAGACCACGUGAAAGGGAUCGAGACUACGAGCGAAGAGACCCACCAGCGGAUCAUCGUUACAAGGAUAGGGAGAUACGCGAGAAGGAACGAGAUCGUCAACGACGAUACGAUAGAGAACGGGUAGACGAUCGUGAUCGAAUUCGCAGAUAUGGUGACAGAGAUAGAGACCGGGAACGUGAGCGUGACAGAGAUCGUGAUCGCCGGGAUAGGGAAUACGACCGAGAUCGAGAUCGAGACUACGAUAGACGUCGGCGGUAGACAUAUGGCUCGUUAUACCCUCCAAGUGUGUGCAUAAUAAAAUAUAAUUUUAUCGUUAGAAUACAAGCGCUGUAUGAUAAUAGAUUCCCGGCUAAAUCGAGAAGGAAACAAGAGGAACAGAAAUAACCGGUCAGAAAAAAGCGUAAUGUCACAAGUAGGCUAGAAAUAUUCUGACACGAAAAAAACAUCAUGGGUAUAAGACGGUCCGUCAUACCGGGCGCGAGUAUACGAGUUAUGAUUUUGCGCGUGAGUACAGGAAGGCAGUUGUGGCAACAAACGAUAUACGAGGGUCGUUCAAAAAAUAAGUUUCAGUGCCUCAGAAAUCUGGGUCUGGGGAGUAAGGAGGAUGCUCGAACACAGUCCAUUUGAAUUUUUUCAAUUGCUCUUGAGUUACGCGAGCUGAAUGGGGCCGCGCAUUAUCGUGGAUGAGGAACACUCCUUUCGUCAAUAAACCUGGCCUUUUGUUCUUAAUCGGUCCAAAACUUCACAAUAGUACGGUGAUAAAACAGGCGUUCGGCGGUCAACGAUUCGAUAUUACUGAAUAAAUUUGUGACGCAGUUACAUCGUAUUUAAAAAGGUUGGACGCUACGCACUUCGCACUCGGAAUAGAAAAACUCGUGCCACGCUGUGAAAAAUGCCUCGAACGUUACGGCGAUUAUGAAGAAACAUAGAAAAUAAAACGAUUAUGAUUAUGAAAAUGAUUAUGAAAAUCACCUUAUUUUUUGUCCUUUAUUCUCCGCGAUUUCUGAGGCACUGGAACUUAUUUUUUGAACGACCCUCGCAUUUCCGGGCAAACGUAUGCCGUCCGACACUUGCUAAAGCUCGGUCGGACCUUACUAAAGGAUCGUGUCCUAUGUUUCAAACUAACCGGGCAAUUAGCCGGGACGUAUGGUGGAAACUGGGAUGGGUUGUUCGUUGAGCGCGAACUGUGUUGUCGUAGAUUAAACGAGAAAGGAAGUUGUACUCCUCCAAUGAAGGUGAACCAUCUCUGAAAUUGAUGGCUAGAGCAAUCGCGUCCGGAUAUUUUUUCCAGACAAUGUGUAUGGUGAAGUUGUAUGCCAUGUUUAUAGAUUUAGAACAGCGGUACUCAACUUUUUUUUCCAUAGGGGCCACAAACACACGUUAAUCAUGGUGUCGCGGGCCGCAAAAAAAAGAAGGUAGGUGUUCAAGCUACGACGGCAAUGUUAACGUAGAACUACUGUAGUAUCGAUGGAGGUGGUCAAGGUGAAGAAAUACACGUGAAUACUUGUUGCUGGUCAGAAUAGGAAUGUCGUUUAUUAUCGAUUUACAUUGGGUUACAGUGAGAGGGUUUCAAGGUAUCUUUAUAAAACAGGUGAUGCUACUAAAGAACAAAGUAAACAUAUUGAAAGGUAAUUUAUGCGGUUACGAUACUACAUUCACUUCCCCUUUUUGAAAGUUUCUGUUCAAGUUUUUUUCUCAUUUCAAACAACCAGAUAGGGGGGUCUUCGUAGCCACUUGGUUACGCGUUCGCUUACCAAGCGAUCGAUCGUGAGUUCAAACUCAGGGCCCUCAAUUGACCAUCUUUGUGUUCUUAUAGAAUAACUACGUCCACGCAACCAUCAUCAGCGAUGGAGAACGAAAUAAGAUCGAAAUAAGAUCGAUUCAUCCAUACAACUGCUCUGCUCUGCAAGACACAUCGGGCUGCUGUUCUAUAAAUAACUCAACAAUGAUCAAUAUCAACUGUCUCCGCUGUCCGGUCUGCUGAACAAUGGAUGAACAGAAAGAAUACCCUUACGCCUAAAUGGCUACUACUGUGUAAUUUACCAUAAUGUAAUGGAACUGAAAACUUAACGCCUAAAUGGCUACUACUAACUACUGUGUAAUUUACAAUUUAUAGAAACAUAAACAUAUGUACAUGUACACGAUUAAAACCCGGCUCUGU